Molecule: messenger RNA, 1101 nt
Organism: Lentinula edodes (shiitake mushroom)
Lineage: Eukaryota; Fungi; Basidiomycota; Agaricomycetes; Agaricales; Omphalotaceae
Exons: 5
Coding region: 385-963 (192 amino acids)
Molecular function (GO): protein binding
Source: RefSeq, a predicted model, not a curated record
UUUUUACGAUGCGCGCUGACGAGCUUGUUAUCAACAGUCUCAACUCUCUAUAUCAAUGGCAAUCUCAAAACUUCAAUAUUCAGUCUCAUUUUGCCGGAGGAGAACCUCAAGUCAAGGACUCGGAGCUAAUAAGAUCUUCUGGUCUUUGGUAACUGUGGUCACCACCCUAAAUUCACGAGUUCGGCAGCUUUAGACUGGGAUCUUCAAGAUCAAGAACUGUGUACAUGGAAUAAUAUGUGUUGAUUGUCCAUUGUAGGCAGGUGGUAAGAGGUACAGCAGGAGACAGCGGGUAGCCAAAUGGGUCCGCUCUCACACUACCACUAAAUACCCCACACUUUCCUUCCAACCAUCCAUCUGACUGCACUGGGACACAACCCAUUAUCGAUGGCUGCAAAAGUAUCCAUAUCACCUACGCUUCCAGUGUCGAAACGAUUCGAUUCAGCGUCCGCAGACAUGACUUUGCAAUCUUCGGACAAUGUCAUUUUUAAGGUGCACCGACUCAACCUCGAAAUGCACUCCCAGGUAUUUGCUGAUGCAGGAGGAUCGACGGUGGGGACCGUCGAGAAUGAAAUCGUCUCGUUGUCAGAAACCUCAGAAGUACUCGAGCUUAUGUUGCAGUAUAUAUACCUGCAACCGCAGCCGGAUCUCCAGAAGGUCGAGUGGGAGGUCAUGAAGGAUCUAGCGGAAGCAGUCGAAAAGUAUGAAAUAUAUUCGGCCAUUGGCGUUUGUAGUCAGCGAAUGAGGGAGCGUCUGUACGAACAUCCUAUUGAUGUUCUCUUAUUCUCGGUACGACACAAAUACACUGGCAUGAUGAAUGAAAGUGCCGAGGCGACCUUGGACAUUCCUCCGUACACCAUGCUGAGUUGCGUACCUCCGAACGUCUUUGCCGCAUGGGUAUGUCAACUCUGCAUCUUCUCUGAUAUCAUUUCGUCUAUAAUGUCUGACGUUGGGCGUAUAGAUUGAAUAUCAACAGACUCAUCACGCUCUGUUGGCUAAAGAGUUUACUCGAUUUGGACCAUCUCGCCCCCACUGUGGUGUCUCUGCUUCUUGUCAAUUUUGGCAUGAACAUUAUGCUCUCAUCGCUGCAACGCUCGCCGGAGC